Messenger RNA from Rhagoletis zephyria (snowberry fruit fly), 1029 nucleotides. Its product is annotated as trypsin alpha-3-like. Lineage: Eukaryota; Metazoa; Arthropoda; Insecta; Diptera; Tephritidae. Gene Ontology annotation, molecular function: serine-type endopeptidase activity. The record is from RefSeq and is a predicted model, not a curated record. Gene Ontology annotation, biological process: proteolysis.
AUGUGUUUGAAUCUAGUAUUAAUAUUGCAAUUAUUAAUGUUAUAUUUUAUAUUAGGCCAUGUUUAUUCAGCAAAACUGUCCGAGCGAAUCGUGGGCGGUAGCGCGGUGACACAAAAGAAAUAUCGCUACUAUGUGCGGCUGCAUUAUCAAGGCGAGUUCAAGUGCGGUGGCUCUUUGUUGCGGAACAACGCUGUGCUGACGGCAGCGCACUGUGUCAAGGGCAGCAAUAUGAAGUCGUUGCGGGUACACGCCGACACUAUACGCCUAUCCGAUCCAGGAGUUGUGAGGAGUGUUAAAAACGCUUUAGUCUCUAGAUCAUACAAUGCGGAUACACUGAAUUACGACGUUGCAGUACUCAUACUUUCUUCUGCAAUACCAAGUGGGAGUUUCACAUCCAUUACACUGGAUAAAAAGGCGGUGGCUAGUGGCACGAAUUGUCUAGUUAUUGGACAUGGCUACACAAAGGAAGACGGAUCGGUUGCGCAGCAAUUGCAAGAGGUCUCGGUGCCAGUGGUAAGCCGAGCAGCUUGUCAACGCAAAUACAGAGGUACUGGAGCUAUUACUCAGUAUAUGAUGUGCGCCUCGGUACCAGGGAAAAAAGAUUCGUGCUCUGGCGAUUCUGGUGGACCUAUGAUCUGCAGUGGGCAACAGGCUGGAAUAGUGUCGUGGGGUAUGGGUUGCGCGCGUACCAAGUUCCCUGGAGUCUACACUGACAUUAGCAAGAUCUAUGGUUUUGUCGAAAAAGUUCUCAAGCAGUAUCCAUAAACAUUGAUUUUGUUCGGAUGCAGAAGCAGAGUUCAUUGUAUUUGCUUCAAUAUAGUUAGUUUAGUUAGCGUGAUAUAGUAUUUAUUAAGAAAUGUAGUAAAAGAUACUAAGAUUAAAAAUGUGAUAACUGUGUAAUAGUAAAUGAAUAUUUAAAACUGCUUCAUAACAAGUUUUGCAUGAUUACGAAAGGCUAAACAGUGUUCAAAAUCAAAUUAGCUAAAUAUUUCAAAUGCAUCUGAAGUGUUGCAUCUAAGGCUUAAAAAU